AAACGGGGAUAGGCAACCUUGUGCUAUGUAGCCAAACAAUCCAAAAUUCUCAGACAAAACCCUAGGGCAGCUUAUAUUUAUAUGUUGAAGCAGCGCUUGCUCCCAAAAAGAGGCUAACAGAGGAGCAGAGAAGGGCCGAUCCAAAAUGUCGAAGCGAGGAAGGGGAGGUAGUGCGGGGAACAAGUUCAGAAUGUCGCUGGGUUUACCGGUGGCGGCUACGGUGAACUGCGCGGACAACACUGGGGCCAAGAACCUUUACAUCAUUUCUGUCAAAGGAAUCAAAGGGCGUCUCAACAGGCUCCCAUCGGCUUGCGUCGGUGACAUGGUCAUGGCCACCGUAAAAAAAGGAAAGCCCGAUUUGAGGAAGAAGGUGUUGCCCGCCGUCAUCGUCCGACAACGCAAACCUUGGCGUAGAAAGGACGGCGUCUACAUGUACUUCGAAGAUAAUGCUGGUGUCAUUGUCAAUCCCAAGGGAGAAAUGAAAGGAUCUGCUAUCACUGGUCCCAUCGGAAAGGAGUGUGCUGACCUGUGGCCUAGAAUUGCAAGUGCUGCCAAUGCUAUUGUUUGAAAGGUUUCCAUGGUUUUGUUUGCUACUGUUGAUGUUAUCUUUCAAUUACUUACAACAUAUUUUGAGAGAUUUUGAUCAGACAAUGUUACAUCUAGUUGUCUAAAACUUAUUUCUGGUUUCUUUUUAUGGAAUUACAACAGUUUUAGCA
Molecule: messenger RNA, 716 nt
Organism: Gossypium arboreum
Lineage: Eukaryota; Viridiplantae; Streptophyta; Magnoliopsida; Malvales; Malvaceae
Product: 60S ribosomal protein L23
Exons: 4
Coding region: 146-568 (140 amino acids)
Biological process (GO): translation
Cellular component (GO): cytosolic large ribosomal subunit; ribosome
Molecular function (GO): large ribosomal subunit rRNA binding; structural constituent of ribosome
Source: RefSeq, a predicted model, not a curated record